GGCCAUUACAAAGGUUAUUUAAAGUAGGGUUGCGUACAGAAAAAUAAAUGUUUUAAGUAAAAUAAAAUUAGGGUUAAGAACAGAGUGACCGACCCGAUUCUUCAAGAUUGGGUUUCGUUUCUUCUUUUGAGUAAACCGCUACCAAAACUUUUCUCCAGUCUCUGCGUAUCGUCGCCGCACUCUCACCUUUCUCUUCAAUCUUCUACGAAGCAAUCUAUUUCAGAAAUGUCGGAGGACGAUGAAUAUCGCUGUUUUAUCGGUAACUUGUCAUGGUCAACUUCUGAUCGAGGAUUAAAAGAUGCAUUUGAGAAGUUUGGCCAUCUUGUUGAUGCAAAGGUUGUACUUGACAAGUUCUCUGGACGAUCUCGUGGAUUUGGUUUUGUUACAUUUGAUGAGAAGAGAGCAAUGGAAGAUGCCAUUGAAGCAAUGAAUGGAAUGGACUUAGAUGGCCGUGCUAUUACUGUUGAUAAAGCCCAGCCUCAGCAAGGUUCAGGUAGAGAUUUUGACAGUGAUCGACCUCGUGACCGUGACCGAGAUCGGGGUCGUGACCGCGAUCGCGGUAGCCGUGAUUAUGGUGGUGGUCGGGGAUCUGGUGGUGGAGAUUGCUAUAAUUGUGGUAAGCCAGGACACUUUGCCAGAGAAUGCCCUAGUGAAGGGAAUAGAGGUGGUCGGUAUGGUGGUGGAGGUGGACCUGACAGGAACGGAGAUCGAUAUGGAAGCCGCAACAGCAGAGAUGGUGGUGGUCGUGAAGGAGGUGAUCGUUAUAACCGUGAUCGUUCUGGGCCAUAUGAUCGUCGCAGUUCUGGAGGCUAUCGAAGCUGAUACUUUAAAUUGUGCUGAAGAGUUAAAAGUCCUACUAGCUGGAUGCAAAUGUUUUGGUGUAUGUCUACUUGGUGCCUUGUUUCCCUGGCCUGUCAGUGGAAUCAUUUGAGCUCAUGAAACCUGGCUGUUAUAAACUACUGUUCUAUGUCCGUAAAUGUUUGAUAACAUGGUUUGAUUGGGAUCUUAUGCUUUGCUUACUUUGCAAAUUUGAAUAUGGCCUCACACUUUCGAAUGCCAUUUGAAAA
Messenger RNA from Solanum dulcamara, 1067 nucleotides. RefSeq names its product glycine-rich RNA-binding protein RZ1A-like. Bases 226 to 822 code for a protein of 198 amino acids. The transcript is spliced from 4 exons. NCBI's taxonomy places the organism in Eukaryota, Viridiplantae, Streptophyta, Magnoliopsida, Solanales, Solanaceae. Gene Ontology annotation, molecular function: zinc ion binding; RNA binding. The record is from RefSeq and is a predicted model, not a curated record.